AACUACAGGCCGACUCCGCCGUCCUCCCUUUCUUACAAGUGUUUCUGCUUUUUAAUUUGUGCUUCGGCGAAUGGAAGAUUCGAUCGGCGAAGUGCAUCGAUUCCUCUUCUCUCUCGUACCCUAAUCCUUCAAAUUGGAGUAUCUAUUCGGUUCUCUUUAUUCUUUCAUUCUCUUCUCUUUUGAUCCUUAUCAUCUUCUCCUCCUCUUGCUACGCCGCGGCUGCCUCCGCCGCCGCCGCCGCGGCGCGUUAGCUGUUGUGCUACAGGGAAUGCGUCUCGCCCGCCCAAAGCAUCUAUUUGCUCCUCUGCCUGGUUCCUUCGCUUGUUCUCAGCUCGAGCUCCAACGCUGAUAGGUCGAUUGGUUGCGCUAUGAGCCAUCACCGGCAGGAAGAACAUGCUAUCUUAAGAGAAAGUGAUGCGAAGGAUUGGUUCUACAAAGGAGAAGGAGCUGCCAAUCUGGUCCUGGGCUAUUCUGGUUCUUCUCCUUCUUUGGUAGGAAAGGUAUUGCGUAUCCAGAAAAGUGCAAGGCAGAUUAACCUUUCUGAAAAUGGAUGCUUAGUCCUAUCUGAUGAGGAGAGACUAAUAUGGGGAGGUGUUGAUGAACUUGUCAAGUCCACUUCGAAAGAAGCUGCUGCCAGAGCCUUUGUCCAAUGUGUCAUGACUAAUUAUUUGGAUUCCAAGCAUAUAGAUCCAGGGAUUCCAAUCCCUGUUUCUAAGGAAUUCUUGGAGGCCGUGGAGAUGAAUAUUAACAGUCAGCGUCCUACAUGGCGUGUUGCUGCCUCUAAUAUUGAUAACCUGUGUGGAUCUGCACUUCUAAUUUCUGAUCAUUCAAUUAUCAGUGGUGCUCCUAAAUCUGACUUCUGCUUUGCAGUAGAAAUAAAGCCAAAAUGCGGUUUCCUACCAUCUUCUGAAUACAUUGCAGAAGCAAAUUCUAUUAAGAAGCAUGUAACAAGAUUUAAAAUGCAUCAGUUCCUAAAACUUCAUCAAGGAGAGGUCUCUCAAGUAAGUGGAUAUGAUCCACUUGAUCUGUUCUCUGGAACAAGGGAUAGAAUGCUACUCGCCAUUACUGCUUUGUUUACAUCUCCUCAGAACAAUUUCCGUAUAUUUAUGAAUGGCUCUCUCAUCUAUGGAGGAUUAGGGGGUGGCGCAGAUAAUAAUUCUGUACUGUCUCCUAAAACAGAAAAUGCAAUUGCAGAUCUGAUUGCUGCCAGUGGCUUACAGUUAGUUAGCUUGCUAGAGUUAACAGCAGAGAUACUACUAAGGUCUGAGAUUUUACAUAGACUUCUUGCAACUCAAAAGAUGGAUAUUCUUGACAUAGAAGGGGCAAUUCAUCUAUAUUACAAUAUUAUUUCUCAGCCUUGUUCGGUCUGCAAAAAUUUGAGCAAGGCAGAGGUUUUGCAUAAAUAUUCAUCCUUGCAUUCUCUACCAUUGGAGAAAAGCCUGAAAAUUGUUGGGGACUAUCUUAUAGCUGCUACUGCUAAAGAUUGUAGCCUGAUGAUCAGCUUUAGGCCUUCAGAAGAUGGACACAGUGCCUCUAAUCAUGAUACUGUUUUUUCCAAAUCAAUAAAUCAAAGCUAUGAUUACAAGGCUUACUAUAUUGACUUGGAUUUGAAACCUCUAAAGAAGAUGAUUUAUUACUACCAAUUAGACCAGAAGAUAGUGAACUUUUACAAAAUGAAUCAGGAGAUUCAAGGUAAAGUUUGCUGCUCCGGAAAUGGAGCUCCAACUGCAAAGCAUUGAAUCUUUCCACAGCUUGAAAUUUGGAGUUCCAGAUCUUGAAUAAAAUGCUAAUAAUGGAAAAUCUUUUGUACAUAAACUGAGCACACUGCCGUUGGCUCUUAUUAAAAAAAAAAACUUCUGACACUGAAAAUUGUCGUAUCUAGUAGACAAAUAUUUGCAGGAUCUUUACUACCGUAUCAAAUAAAGAGUAUGAUGUAGAUUUUUCUUCCUGGUCUAAUUGAAGACGGUUUUAGUUGUUGUAAAUCCUUCAUAAUAUGUUUCUGGGUCAAUCAAUAUUCCUUUUUCAUUA
Molecule: messenger RNA, 2028 nt
Organism: Zingiber officinale
Lineage: Eukaryota; Viridiplantae; Streptophyta; Magnoliopsida; Zingiberales; Zingiberaceae
Product: inositol-pentakisphosphate 2-kinase IPK1-like
Exons: 8
Coding region: 369-1739 (456 amino acids)
Biological process (GO): inositol phosphate biosynthetic process
Cellular component (GO): nucleus
Molecular function (GO): inositol-1,3,4,5,6-pentakisphosphate 2-kinase activity; ATP binding
Source: RefSeq, a predicted model, not a curated record